Sinocyclocheilus rhinocerous is the source of this 4640-nucleotide messenger RNA. It is a transcript of the gene abcb11b, whose product is annotated as ATP-binding cassette, sub-family B (MDR/TAP), member 11b. Gene Ontology annotation, biological process: oligopeptide export from mitochondrion. The record is from RefSeq and is a predicted model, not a curated record. The transcript is spliced from 30 exons. NCBI's taxonomy places the organism in Eukaryota, Metazoa, Chordata, Actinopteri, Cypriniformes, Cyprinidae. Gene Ontology annotation, molecular function: ATP hydrolysis activity; ATP binding; ABC-type oligopeptide transporter activity. Bases 385 to 4431 code for a protein of 1348 amino acids. Gene Ontology annotation, cellular component: mitochondrial inner membrane.
UCUAGGUCUUUAGACAUCUCCUAAAUCUCGCGCCAGUAACAUUUUUUUAGAGUAGCUACAGUCACUCAAUCAUGGCUCAUUUUGCAUAAAAUGACUGCAUGACAAAUGGCCAUCCUAUUGGAUGUUCCUCAGAAAUUCAGAACAAACCUGCCGGACAGUUACCCCACCUGAGCCAAACCGACCAAGACAUUUAACUUCCCGCACAUACUGUCCGCAACGACUGAGAGAUUCACUCCGACACAGCUGACAAGGAAUCUACCAGCACUUUUGCUAAGAACAUGACUGGAUUUUAGGAGUACCCUGGAUAGAAUUUUUAAUAUAAAACAAAUACAUAACAGAAAAGAAGAGUCACUUUGGAUCAGCAAGACAAGAACAGGCAGAACGAUGCCAGGAAGCGUGAAGCUGCGCAGCGUCAAGAAGUUUGGACAGGAAAAUGAUGGUUAUGAAUUUUCAGAUGAAGAGACAAAUGGUGAUUACAUGACAAUGGUUUCUGGAAAGCAUAAAAAGUCCAAAAAUGGCAAGAAAGAAGAAUCAGCCAUCCGUGUAGGCUUCUUUCAGCUGUUUCGCUUUGCCAGCUGCCGGGAGAUCUGCAUGAUGAUUUUUGGGAGCAUAUGUGCGAUCAUUCAUGGUUCGGCGCAGCCGCUGAUGCUGCUCGUGUUUGGGAUGCUGACGGACACCUUCAUAGAGUACGACAUCGAGCUCAACGAGCUUACUGACCCGGAGAAAGUAUGUGUGAACAAUACUAUACAGUGGAGAAACCUGACGGAAGAAGAAAACCUGGCACUGAACAUGACCAAAUCAUGCGGGCUACUGGACAUUGAAUAUGAAAUGACCAAUUUCGCCUACUAUUAUGUAGGCAUCGGAGCGGGGGUCUUCAUUCUAGGAUACCUCCAGAUCUCUUUGUGGAUAACUGCAGCAGCACGUCAGAUUCAGAUCAUCAGGAAGAUGUAUUUCAGGAAGGUCAUGAGGAUGGAGAUUGGAUGGUUUGACUGCACCUCUGUGGGAGAGCUCAAUACGCGCAUGUCUGAUGACAUCAACAAGAUAAACGAUGCCAUUGCUGAUCAGGUGGGGAUCUUCAUCCAGCGCUUCACCACAUUUGUGUGUGGUUUCCUCAUGGGUUUUGCAAAGGGCUGGAAACUAACGCUGGUCAUCGUUUCAGUGUCUCCUCUCAUUGGGGUCGGAGCAGGUCUCAUGGCUCUGUUUGUGGCAAAGCUGACGGGAAUGGAGCUGCAGGCAUACGCUAAAGCAGGUGCAGUAGCGGAUGAGGUUUUAUCCUCUGUACGCACGGUGGCAGCAUUCGGCGGCGAGAAAAAAGAGGUGGAGAGGUAUGACCGUAAUCUAGUCUCUGCCCAGCGAUGGGGCAUCAGGAAAGGCCUGAUCAUGGGGUUUUUCACAGGGUACAUGUGGUUUAUCAUCUUCCUGUGUUAUGCACUGGCCUUCUGGUAUGGAUCCAGCUUAGUGGUGGACACACAAGAGUACAGUCCAGGGACAUUACUGCAGGUAUUUUUUGGCGUGCUCAUUGCUGCACUGAGUCUGGGCCAGGCUUCUCCUUGUCUGGAGGCUUUUGCUGCUGGAAGAGGAGCCGCCACCAUUAUCUUUGAGACAAUAGAGCGCAAACCAGAGAUCGAUUGUCUCUCUGAGGCUGGAUAUAAGUUAGACAAAGUGAAAGGAGAUCUGGAGUUUCAUAAUAUAACUUUUCAUUACCCAUCUCGACCUGAAGUGAAGAUCCUCGAUCAGCUAAACCUGCAGGUAAAGUCAGGAGAGACGACAGCAUUUGUGGGUCCCAGUGGUGCUGGAAAGAGCACAGCAAUCCAGCUCAUCCAACGAUUCUAUGACCCCAAAGAAGGGAUGGUUACUCUGGAUGGUCAUGACAUCCGGGGUCUGAACAUCCAGUGGCUGCGUUCUCUGAUUGGAAUUGUGGAGCAGGAGCCGGUUCUGUUUGCGACCAGCAUCGCUGAGAACAUUCGGUACGGGCGGCCGGGAGUCUCCAACGACGACAUCGUCACAGCAGCCAAAGAGGCCAAUGCCUACAACUUCAUCAUGGACUUACCUCAGAAAUUUGAUACUUUGGUAGGUGAGGGUGGAGGCCAGAUGAGUGGCGGGCAGAAGCAGCGAAUCGCAAUAGCCCGGGCGCUGGUGAGGAAUCCCAGAAUCCUCCUCCUGGACAUGGCUACAUCGGCUCUGGACAAUGAGAGUGAAGCUGUUGUACAGGAGGCUUUGGACAAGGUCCGAAUGGGUCGCACCACCAUCUCCAUCGCUCACCGUUUAUCCACGAUAAAGAAUGCUGAUGUGAUUGUGGGAUUCGAGCAUGGCCGCGCCGUGGAACGAGGAAAACAUGAGGAGCUGUUGGAUAGAAAGGGCGUCUACUUCACCUUGGUGACUCUUCAGAGCCAGGGAGACAAAGCCCUCAACCAAAAAGCCCGACAGGAGAUGGAGGAAGCUGCAAGCAGUGACCCUGAUGCAGAGAGAAAGAGUCUCAACAGGGCAGGAAGCUAUCGUGCUAGCUUAAGGGCUUCUCUUCACCAAAGAUCUCGAUCGCAGCUGUCAAACGUUGUACCUGAAUUGUCUGUGGCCAUCACUGGAGAGCUGGGCCCUCGCUCAUACUCUGAAACCCACGUUCCUCUGGAAAUCCAGGGAAAGAGCGGCCUUCCUGAUGACGAUUCAGAAGAGGUGGAACCAGCUCCAGUGGCUCGUAUUCUGAAAUACAACGCUCCUGAAUGGCCCUACAUGCUCUUUGGAAGCUUUGGAGCCGCUGUGAAUGGAGGGGUGAACCCCGUCUACGCUCUCCUCUUCAGCCAAAUCCUGGCGACCUUCUCGAUGCCUGACCCUGUUGAACAACGGAGGGAAAUUAAUGGAAUCUGUCUGUUUUUUGUAGUCGUUGGUUUGGUUUCGUUUUUCACUCAGCUGUUGCAGGGCUAUGCAUUCUCUAAAUCUGGGGAGCUGCUGACUCGUAGACUGAGGUGUCUGGGUUUUCAGGCGAUGCUGGGACAGGAGAUCGCCUGGUUUGAUGACCACCGAAACAGUCCAGGUGCUUUGACCACAAGACUAGCCACUGAUGCCUCACAAGUCCAGGGAGCCACAGGUUCCCAGAUCGGCAUGAUCGUGAAUUCUCUGACCAACAUCGGUGUGGCCAUUAUCAUCUCCUUCUACUUCAGCUGGAAGCUCACUCUGGUCAUCCUGUGCUUCCUGCCCUUCCUGGCUCUUUCUGGAGGGUUUCAGGCUAAGAUGUUAACUGGAUUCGCCAAGCAGGACAAAGAGGCCAUGGAGGCAGCAGGACAGAUAUCUGGGGAAGCACUGAAUAACAUCCGCACCAUUGCUGGCCUGGGAAAAGAGCGUAAUUUUGUGGAAAUGUUCGAGGCACAGCUGGAGGCUCCGUACCAGGCCGCGCUGAAGAAGGCUAAUGUUUAUGGCGCCUGUUAUGGGUUUGCGCAGUGCGUGGUCUUCAUGGCAAACUCUGCCUCCUAUCGAUUCGGUGGAUACCUGGUCUAUCAAGAGGGGCUACACUUCAGUUUUGUUUUCAGGGUGAUUUCAGCGAUUGUAACCAGUGGCACAGCUCUCGGCCGAGCGUCAUCAUACACGCCAGACUACGCCAAAGCCAAGAUCUCUGCCGCACGAUUCUUCCAGCUACUCGACCACAUUCCUAAAAUCAGCGUCUACAGCGAUGAAGGAGACAAAUGGGAUCAUUUUAAAGGGGACAUUGAGUUUAUAGACUGCAAGUUCACGUACCCGUCCCGGCCAGAUAUUCAGGUUCUGAAUGGUCUGAGUGUGAGUGUUAGACCGGGACAGACUUUGGCCUUUGUGGGCAGCAGCGGCUGUGGCAAAAGCACCAGCGUUCAACUACUGGAGCGAUUCUAUGAUCCUAACAGUGGACGUGUGCUCAUUGAUGGCCGUGAAUCUACUCGGGCCAAUGUUGCUUUCCUGCGCUCUAAGAUUGGGAUCGUCUCUCAGGAGCCAAUUUUGUUUGACUGCAGUAUAGAAGAGAACAUCCGCUACGGAGACAAUCAGCGCCAUCUCAGCAUGGAUGAUGUCAUCGCCGCAGCCAAGAAAGCCCAGCUGCAUGACUUUGUCAUGUCACUUCCUGAGAAAUACGACACUAAUGUUGGUUCCCAAGGUUCCCAGCUGUCCCGUGGCCAAAAGCAGCGCAUUGCCAUAGCCAGAGCGAUCAUACGAGACCCCAAAAUACUUCUGCUGGACGAGGCCACCUCAGCACUGGACACAGAGAGUGAGAAGACUGUACAGGAAGCGCUGGAUAAAGCCAGAGAAGGCAGAACAUGUAUCGUCAUCGCUCACCGUCUCUCUACUAUCCAGAACUCUGACAUCAUAGCGGUGAUGUCACGGGGUUACGUCAUUGAGAAGGGCACGCAUGACUAUCUCAUGAGCCUGAAGGGCGCGUACUACAAACUCGUCACGACCGGAGCGCCGAUCAGCUAAUCUCACACUCAGCACUUAUAGGAACUAGAGAGGAUUUCCUACAUCCAGAUACAAUGAUAAAUCGGCUGAUAUUUAGCUGAUUACCAUGCCUUCUUUCCCUGUAUAAAACAUUAAUGUCAAAAGAGAGCGUUUGUUAAUCUAAUAACUGAAUGCUGAAAACAAAAACUUAAACGAAUGUAUUUAUGUACUAUCAAAUAAAACAUUUAUCG